AUGGCCUUCGCACACUGCUGUUCUGCAUCGCUGGCCCUCACGCUGGCCUUCCUGCUCGCCCUCUUUCCGCAAGCAAAGGCACAAUCCGUUUACGAGACCAAAUACUGUUCGGAUCUGAACACGGGCAGCGGAUCAAGGAAUUUCAGCGUCUACCAGAGCAACAGCAUAUGUGCCAAUUACUGCAACGGGAUCCAGGUGCCCGGCCAGAGUCAGCCGUUCGCCUUUGCCGUACUCCAGGGCAAUUACUGCUGGUGCUCGGAUUAUGUGCCGGCGACCACGACGACCGGGUGUUCGAAGCCAUGCCCCGGAUUCCCCGACGACUUGUGUGGAGGAGACGACCUGUUUACCUACCUUGAGAUUGGCGGCAACGAACCCGCAGGCACCAAAGGUGCUCCCGCUGCCACCCCGAUUCCGACCAGCACCUCCCCCCCUUCGACUCGAGCUACUACUACCUUACUAUCGACAACCACCCCCCCUUCAUCCAGAGUCACCUCCUCCUCUUCGGCGUGGACCCCGACAGCUGUCACAUCCCUCUCCGAGUAUGCCCCGGGCAAGACCAUGACCCUCAUACAAACCGCGGCAGCGCCCUCGAGCCCCGGCACCGGACCCAAGUCGGGCAAGUCUGGCCUGAGUACGGGCGGAGCAGUUGGACUUGCGGUGGGGCUCUGUGCCUUGGUGGCACUCCUCGUGGCUCUGGCCUUCUUCCUUCUCCGAAAGCGUCGGCAAGAAAGGGAAGCUGCAUCGGCGGACGAUCUCAGCCGGAAGGGCAGCUCAGCCGGCCUCGGAGCAGGAACCAUCCCGUCCCGGACGAUGAGCGAGAAUUCUCGCUACGUGCUCGGGACCGAUGGGCGACGAGUCAUCGAGCAGUGGGAGCCAGGAGAGGCGGAAGAGAUCAGACGCAGCCGACUGAUCCCCGUGGACCAACGUCUGGACCCCUUCUCGGCCGUGUACCAGCGCGGAGAUAACAAGAGCCGCGAGAGUGUCAACACGCUCCGGGACGACCAUGAUUAUUCCCGCCGCGUGGCCUCGGGUCCGGGCAUCCUCCGCGCCACCAACCCCGACUAA
Molecule: messenger RNA, 1065 nt
Organism: Drepanopeziza brunnea f. sp. 'multigermtubi' MB_m1
Lineage: Eukaryota; Fungi; Ascomycota; Leotiomycetes; Helotiales; Drepanopezizaceae
Source: RefSeq, a predicted model, not a curated record